Messenger RNA from Bactrocera dorsalis (oriental fruit fly), 1860 nucleotides. RefSeq lists its product as uncharacterized. The record is from RefSeq and is a predicted model, not a curated record. Bases 1 to 1860 code for a protein of 619 amino acids. The transcript has a single exon. Lineage: Eukaryota; Metazoa; Arthropoda; Insecta; Diptera; Tephritidae.
AUGUGGUGCACAAGCAAAAUACUGUGGAUACUUACGGCUCUCUUUCAUACAGCCAACGCACAUCCAAUAAUAGAAGAAGAUGAAAAUGUGAACUUCGCUAAUUUCUCCAAGCUCAUUGAGAAAAUUCGCUUGGAGCGUGCCAUCGAAACGGUGGUGGUGUUUAAGGCCUUUCACGACCAGCAAUCCUGUUUGGGCGACGAUACUUUGCGCUCACUUCAGCGCUCAAAUAUCACCGUUAUACUGUUGAAUGCCACAUCCAGCUGCCAGCUGCAGGGCGCCGAUGUCAACAGCGAAUUGCUGGUAGCGCGUUGUGUCGCUGAGCCGAUCCAGCCACAUCUGUUGGAUCUGAUGGUCAGCUGCCUCGGAGUGGUGCGCGAUGUGCGCAUCCUCUUCAUAUGGAACGUCAAUUACGUAAAAGCGUCACCGGGAAGGCGCAACGAGCUGCGGCAGCAAUUGCGGCAACUUUUCGUGUACUGCGCCAGCAUGAAGUUGCUAAAUGUCAUAAGCGUGUACAGUGAUUUCGAAUCUGAGGGCCACUACUACACCUACAGCUACUUCCCGAGUUUCCAUUUAGAACGCAAGCAGCUGCAGAACGCUUGCUUUCCCAAUCGUUUGAAGGACAUGCAGGGCGCCGCUUUGCGCACGCUUCCCGACCAAAAUGAGCCGAGGUCAAUUGUGUGGCGCGAUCGUUGGGGUCGUCUGCAAAUCGGUGGCUAUAUGGUUAAAGUGAUUGAGACCUUUGCUGCACACCACAAUGCAACGAUUAGCUACCCGAAAUCGAUAGUGCCCGACGUCACUUAUGAGUACGAGGUGAUAUUCAGUAUGUUGCAGAAUGAAACGAUCGACUUUUUGAUGGGCUUGACCGGAAUCGGUUGGAAGUUGAAUGCGUCGCAGGUAUCAGCGCCGGUGAUCUCUAUGUUUUGGGCAACGAUGUUACCGCGCCCACCGAAACGACCGAUAAGGGACAUCUAUGUGCUCAUAUUUACAUCGGUUAUCGGCCUUAUUCUAUUGAUUUUGAUGCUGAUCUUCUCUUGUCUGCUCACUUGCGAGAGCAUGCGUUGGCGUCACAAUCGCCGUACAUGCAGCAACGCGUGCGGACUCUUUCUGUUCACGCUUAUGAAUGUCUCUUUGCGCAGCAUGCUGGGUCAGCCCACACACGUACACAUAACCGCCGCGUUCACGAAACGCUUCAUCUGUAUUCUACUAUUUGUGGCCGGUAUUUAUGUGAGCACCAUCAGUACCAGCUACUUGCAAACAUAUCUCACAAGCAGUCCCAAACUUCAGCGGGUCAACACAUUUGACGAGUUGUUGCGUGUGCCGACACGCGUUAAAAUUUCCCUAGCCGAAUACAACGCACUCGUAGAUUUCGUUGGUACUCGAUUUUUGGAGAAGUAUACGAGUGUAUUCCUGAUCACACCAUCCAUAAAUGAUUACUAUUAUGAGCGUAAAACUCUGAACACCCAUUUUGGCUAUACCGUUCCGCAAUCCUUGUGGAAGACGUUUGUGGAGUAUCAAAGAAGAUUGAGUGUAAACUUGUUCUACAUUAGCGAUCAGAUGAUCUUGGCUAAAAACAUACAAAUGGGCAUACCCAUGAGCCCUCAUUCCAUAUACCGGGGCAAACUGAAUGUGCUGAUCCAAAAUUUAAUAAGCGCCGGACUCGUGGAGUAUUGGGAAAAGCUGGCUUAUGGCGAUAUGGUGUCAGCAGGAAAGCUCAAUAAAACAAUUUCGACGCCUAACAACCUGGAGCACAGUCUAACUUUGGGGAAUCUCUAUUGGAUAUGGUGGCUGUAUGGUGUAGGAAUGUGUAUGGCGGUUGGGAUUUUUCUCAUAGAGCGAGGCGUUGGAAAAAAUCAGUAUUGA